UUUUUGAAACUCCUAUCCGAUGGAAAUCCCUAGCUCUUAAAUUCCUGAGUUCCCCAAUUCCACGACCCCCAUUUUGAAUCCGCCAACACAACCCCUCUCCGUUCUCCGGAUUCGAUUCCCCCUCCGAGACCUCAUAGAGAAACGGCGAAGAAAUAGAUCGCGCUCUCCUCUCCUCCCCUCUGAUUCGGUUUGAUUUGGAUAAUGGCGGAUAUCCAUUCCCCUAGCGGCAGAUUCCACCUCCACCACCAGCGGCGGCGAGUCGUCGGGACCCUCUCGUACCACCAGAUCCUCGUUGUGGUGCUCUGGGCGUCCUUGUUCGCGUGUAUUUUUGUUUGGCAGAGGAGCGCCGUGAAUGUGCUCCGGGUUUACCGGCGGGGGCCGCCGCCGCAGGCCCCGAUGCUCCGUCCGGUGGUGUUCAAUUUGACCGAUUUCGGGGGGGUUGGGGAUGGGGUCACGUUGAACACCAUGGCGUUCGAGCGUGCUGUGGAGGCGAUCUCGAAGUUCUCGGAGCGAGGUGGCGGGCAGCUCAAUGUGCAGCGUGGUGUCUGGCUCACAGCGCCUUUUAAUCUCACUAGUCACAUGACUCUCUUCCUCGCCGAAGGUGCAGUGAUUCUUGGAAUCGAGGAUGAGAAAUACUGGCCUUUAAUGCCUCCACUACCGUCAUAUGGGUAUGGGCGGGAGAAGAAAGGACCUCGGUAUGGAAGUCUGAUCCAUGGUCAAUAUCUUAAGGAUGUGGUUAUAACAGGACAUAACGGAACCAUAGACGGACAAGGCGAGAUGUGGUGGUCGAAAUUUCGAGAAAAACUUCUCAAACAUACAAGAGGGCCUCUUGUACAGAUUAUGUGGUCCAGAGACAUAGUAAUUUCCAAUAUAACUCUGCGCAAUCCUCCUUUCUGGACUCUCCAUCCUUAUGACUGCAAGAAUGUCACUAUUUCAAAUGUGACCAUCUUGGCUCCUGUUCAUAAUGCUCCAAACACAGAUGGAAUAGAUCCUGAUUCUUGUGAGGAUAUGGUUAUAGAAAACUGUUACAUACAUGUGGGUGAUGAUGGAAUAGCAAUAAAGAGUGGUUGGGAUCAGUAUGGAAUUGCAUAUGGGCGACCAUCGACCAACAUUUUAAUCCGCAAUGUUGUCCUUCGCACUGUUGUGAGUGCUGGGGUCUCAAUUGGCAGCGAGAUGUCGGGUGGGAUUUCCAAUAUCACAUUGGAAAAUAUUCAUGUAUGGGACUCGAGGCGGGGUGUGAGGAUAAAGACUGCUCCUGGGAGGGGAGGUUACGUCCGCGACAUCUCAUACCGCAACCUGACGUUCGAUAACCUCAGUCUCGGAAUUGUGGUCAAAACUGACUAUAAUGAGCACCCGGACGAUGGCUUCGAUCCUGAGGCCAUCCCUUGCGUCGAAAACAUUUCUUUCCAUGGGAUCUAUGGGCGGGAUGUCCGGAUCCCUGUCCGGAUCCAAGGCAGUGAGGAGAUCCCCCUAAGGGGCGUCAGUUUCAGGGACAUGACUGUUGGCGUGACGAAAAAGAAGAAGCGUCUCUUCCAGUGUGCACAUGUUUUUGGGCGUGCAAUUGGAAAAAUCUUCCCAGCGCCAUGUGAGAACCUUGACCAUUAUGACGAGCAGGGACGGCUGGUGAGGCGUUCGACGUCACAGAAUUCUACUUUAAUAGAUUACGACUGAGAAUUAUUCAUUAUUCUUUGUCCAUACGAUACAGUUCUUCGUUUUUUUUUUUUUGAUGGCAAAUAGUUUCGUUGGCUGCCUGGGCUUCCGCUGACUGGUAGCUUUUUUUCGGGUUUUUUUUUUGGAGUUGAUUGAUUAGUGUCCAUAAAAGCAGCAACUGAAUCAUUUAUUCAGGCAAUUGAGGGUCUGUUUGGAUAAUUUAGUGGAAUUAUGCUGCAUUUCUUGCUGGAUUAGUGAA
Molecule: messenger RNA, 1909 nt
Organism: Phoenix dactylifera (date palm)
Lineage: Eukaryota; Viridiplantae; Streptophyta; Magnoliopsida; Arecales; Arecaceae
Product: putative polygalacturonase
Biological process (GO): carbohydrate metabolic process
Molecular function (GO): polygalacturonase activity
Source: RefSeq, a predicted model, not a curated record